Molecule: messenger RNA, 764 nt
Organism: Ylistrum balloti
Lineage: Eukaryota; Metazoa; Mollusca; Bivalvia; Pectinida; Pectinidae
Exons: 2
Coding region: 86-667 (193 amino acids)
Molecular function (GO): acyltransferase activity, transferring groups other than amino-acyl groups
Source: RefSeq, a predicted model, not a curated record
AAAGCGUACGAAUUAUAUCGCUAUAAACAGUGCAAGGAUUUAACAUUCUAAAAACAACAGCAAACUUUACCAUUACAAUUAAGAAAUGCUGCUGAAAGACGAAAAGGUCAACAUGACUUGCCUUCCAAUGGUGGCCGCCCUCCAGACCGGCCGAGCAGUGAUUAUCGAUUACAUGACAGAUCGUCAGCUCACACAAACAUACUGCAUGAUUCAGGAAGCAGCACAGAACAGCGAGGGGUAUGGAAUGGACGAAUUUGACUCUGAAAAAGACUUCCGAAGGGAAAUUGAUGGCAGUGACUGUUUUGCUAUCAUGUGUAAAGAAAGUGGUGACAUGAUCGCUGCAUUCAUUAUUGCAGUCAGCAAAUUCUACCGGGGUCCCUCGGGUGUAGCGGACCCCUUCGUGAUUGUGAAGAGAUCCGAACGUCAACAGAGACUUGGAGAAUUCGCCCUGCGUACAGCCAUCGACUUCUCGCGCAGGCUCGGAUACAUGGCCAUGUACGUUGAUACCUUCUCAAAUAAUGUUGCUAUCCAAAGAAUAGUGGAGAAGAUCGGAGGUUUCCGUCGUGUCGGAUUCCUUCCCAUGGGUGGACGUCUCAACAAUGGGGAGAUGGUCGGGUCUCUCAUCUACUACCGUGACUUGACAGUUAGUCUCGUUAACCUCACGUGAUCUGACUGCCAACGCCUUACCUGAUCAAGUCAAAGGCUGAUCUCUAACGAUCAACCAAAAUGCGCAAGCGGCCGAUUCACACUGGCGUCAACCAAAA